This is a messenger RNA of Dovyalis caffra, 2859 nucleotides long. Lineage: Eukaryota; Viridiplantae; Streptophyta; Magnoliopsida; Malpighiales; Salicaceae. The record is from the annotation of a GenBank genome assembly.
AUGGCUCCGGCAGACCCGAACAACGCCGGCACCAGUGGAGGUGAAGGAGGAGCUAGCAAAGAGGAGGCGAAGGUGAAAGUACCAGCAAAGGAUCCGAAGAAGAAAGAUGAGAAAAAAGAUGAGGAUCUUUCAGAGGAGGACUUGGCGUUGAAGCAGCAGUUGGAGUUGUAUGUAGAGAGAGUUCAGGAUCCUGAACCUGGCAUUCAAAAGCUUGCUCUUGAGAAUAUGAGGCAGGAAAUUCGAACAUCAACAAGCUCCAUGACUUCAGUUCCAAAGCCAUUGAAGUUUCUUCGAUCACAUUAUGGAACUUUAAAAUCGUAUUAUGAAAAAAUGGGUGAUUCAGAUCUUAAGAAAUACUUGGCAGAUAUACUUUCAGUUUUGGCACUGACCAUGGCUGCUGAGGGUGAACGGGAGAGCUUGAAAUACAGAUUGUUGGGUUCAGAAGGUGAUAUUGGUUCAUGGGGCCACGAGUAUGUCAGGAACUUAGCUGGUGAAAUUGCACAAGAGUAUGCAAAACGACAGAGUGAGGAGGUCUCAAUUGAUGAGCUGAGGGAGCUAGUACAACAAAUUGUUUCCUUUCACAUGAAGCACAAUGCUGAGCCUGAAGCUGUUGACCUUUUGAUGGAGGUUGAAGACCUUGAUCUUUUAAUUGAGCGUGUGGACAGUACAAAUUUCAAGAGAACCUGUCUAUACCUCACGAGCGCUGCAAAAUACCUUCCCGGACCAGAUGAUUUGUUAGUUCUGGAUAUUGCACACUCAAUAUACCUCAAAUUUGGAGAAUAUGCAAGCGCACUUCAGAUUGCACUAUACAUCGAUAAAUUGCAGUAUGUGAAGAAGGUUUAUACAUCUUGUAAUGAUGUGCUGCAAAAGAAGCAAUUUUCUUACAUACUUGCUCGACAUGGUACCACUUUUGUGCUUGAUGAAGAUAUUGCUGCAGAUGAUGGGGAAAGAGAAGUGUUACAGGAUAUCAUCAACAACACCAAGUUAAGUGAGGGUUAUCUUACACUUGCUCGUGAUAUUGAGGUCAUGGAACCCAAAUCUCCUGAAGAUAUCUACAAGGCACACUUGCUUGAUGGCCGGGCUAGUGCUAGUGCUAGUGUUGAUUCUGCCAGACAAAAUUUGGCUGCUACAUUUGUUAAUGCAUUUGUUAAUGCAGGUUUUGGUCAGGAUAAAUUAAUGACACGUCCAGCAGACUCUCCCACUGGUAGUUCGGGAAAUUGGCUUUUCAAGAAUAAAGAUAAUGGGAAAACAAGUGCAGCAGCAAGUCUGGGCAUGAUUUUACUUUGGGAUGUCGAUUCUGGACUUGCUCAGCUUGACAAGUAUUUUCAUAACAAUGACAACUAUAUAAUUGCCGGUGCACUAUUAGGUGUCGGAAUUGUGAAUUCUAGUAUCAAAAAUGAUUGUGAUCCUGCACUGGCUCUUCUUGCUGAUUUCUUAGAUAAAGAAGAUACAUCUACAAGAAUUGGUGCUAUAAUGGGGUUGGGAAUUGCAUAUGCUGCAUUCACUGCAAUCUCAUUGGGCUUAGUUUAUGUGGGUUCCUGCAAUGAAGAUGUUGCACGGGCAAUUAUAUUUGCCUUAAUGGACAGAAGUGAGUCAGACUUGCAAGAUCCGCUUGCUCGUUUUUUGCCACUUGGCCUUGGUCUUCUAUAUCUUGGGAAGCAGGAACGUGUGGAGGCCACAGCAGAAGUGUCAAAAACUUUUAAUGAAAAAAUACGAAAAUAUUGUGAUAUGAUACUUCUUUCGUGUGCCUAUGCUGGGACUGGAAAUGUUCUGAAGGUACAAAACCUUCUGGGUCAUUGUGCACAACACCUUGAGAAGGGUGAAACCCACCAGGGACCAGCCGUGCUAGGAAUUGCCAUGGUAGCGAUGGCCGAGGAAUUGGGCCUUGAAAUGGCAAUUCGCUCGUUGGGACACCUUUUACAGUAUGGUGAGCAGAAUAUUCGUAGGGCAGUUCCUUUGGCCCUUGGACUCCUUUGCAUUUCAAACCCUAAGGUUAAUGUUAUGGACACAUUGAGCAGACUUAGCCAUGACUCUGAUUCAGAAGUGGCAAUGACUGCAGUUGUUGCCUUAGGUUUGAUAGGUGCUGGAACAAACAAUGCUCGAAUAGCCAGCAUGCUUCGCAAUCUUUCAAGCUAUUACUACAAAGAUGCCAGCCUUCUGUUCUGUGUGCGAAUUGCUCAAGGUCUUGUACAUCUGGGAAAGGGCCUACUGACUCUUAAUCCAUAUCAUUCUGAUCGCUUCUUACUAUCACCGACUGCACUUGCUGGCCUAGUAAUCAUGCUUCAUGCAUGUCUUGAAAUAAAAGGCAACAUUUUGGGGAAAUAUCACUAUGUUCUCUAUUUCCUUGUUUUGGCCAUGCAGCCAAGAAUGUUGAUGACAGUGGAUGAGAAUCUCAAACCUCUACCUGUACCUGUUCGGGUGGGGCAAGCUGUUGAUGUUGUUGGCCAAGCCGGACGACCCAAAACUAUUACAGGUUUCCAGACCCACACAACCCCUGUUCUUCUGGCAGCUGGCGAAAGAGCUGAACUGGCUAGUGAGAAGCUUUGUCAUUUUAAAAGAGAAUCCAGAAUACAGGGAAGAUGUUACAGGCCAUUAGGGUUCAAUGAGCUUCUCCCUGAGCAUUGGAUUGCAAAUUGGGAAAGUGGAGAUUGUAAUUCAAAUCAGACGACCGUUGAAAUAGUGAAUUGGAGGACGGAGGAUGAAGACGCACAAGAAAUUGCUAAACUAGAGGAAACGUUGGACUCUCUGGCUGAAGAGACUCGGUCCAAGUUUGAGGCCUUAACCCCUGAUACUGGGAAAUGGUUAACCAUAACUCAGAAACAAGAUGGUGGGUUUUCUGAGAUCAAAAGUUUCUUGUGA